AUGCUGGGUAGCAGAGCUAUGAUGCUGCUGCUGCUGCUGCUGCCACCCUGGGCUGCUCGGGGUCGGGCUGUGCCUGAAGGCAGCGGCCCCUCUUGGGCUCGAUGUCAGCAGCUCUCACAGAAGCUCUGCACGCUGGCCUGGAGUGCACAUCCAGCUAUGGGACAUGUGGAUCUUCCAAGAGAAGCAGAAGAGGGAGAUGAUGAGACUACAAAUGAUGUGCCCCAUAUUCAGUGUGAGGAUGGCUGUGAUCCCCAAGGACUCAGGGACAACAGUCAGUCCUGCUUGCAAAGGAUCCACCAGGGCCUGGUUUUUUACGAGAAGCUGCUGGGUUCAGACAUUUUCACAGGGGAGCCUUCUCUACGCCCCGAUGGCCCAGUGAGCCAGCUGCAUGCCUCCUUACUGGGUCUCAGGCAACUUUUGCAGCCUGAGGGACACCACUGGGAGACCGAGCAGAGUCCAAGCCCCAGUCCCAGCCAACCAUGGCAGCGUCUCCUGCUCCGCCCCAAGAUCCUUCGCAGCCUCCAAGCCUUUAUGGCUGUAGCUGCCCGGGUCUUUGCCCAUGGAGCUGUGACUCUGAGCCCCUAA
Phyllostomus hastatus (greater spear-nosed bat) is the source of this 585-nucleotide messenger RNA. RefSeq names its product interleukin 23 subunit alpha (gene IL23A). The record is from RefSeq and is a predicted model, not a curated record. The coding region runs from base 1 to 585 and encodes 194 amino acids. Lineage: Eukaryota; Metazoa; Chordata; Mammalia; Chiroptera; Phyllostomidae. The transcript is spliced from 4 exons. Gene Ontology annotation, cellular component: extracellular region; interleukin-23 complex. Gene Ontology annotation, biological process: immune response; positive regulation of T-helper 17 cell lineage commitment; positive regulation of T cell proliferation. Gene Ontology annotation, molecular function: cytokine activity.